AAAUGUGUUCACUUCGCACUCUCGCUCUCACUUGAUUUUUAUUUUGUGUUUACGUAACUGCGAACUUACUUUCACUAGUUGCACCCCCUCCAAUCUACCUUUUUCUGGGCUAACGCCACUGCAGUUAUUGCUCAGUUAACUUCUCAUUAACUUGAGAAAGCGGUUAGUCAGGCAGUGUGCGUAGUAGUUUGAACCAGGAAGAUGAACUAUGGUCGUGACCUGAGGGGGACACCAGACAAUGCAGACGACAGCGACUAUUAACUUUUAGCUAUAAUUGGCAGUUAUCCAUUUGUUUGACGAUGGAGGAUUUGCCACAAUUACCUUCAUUUUCACAGAAGAACAAGACCAUGGAGUCUCCGGACAAAGGGGUGAUUGUGGAGGAGGAGGAGGUUAUCAAAGAAGAGGAGAAAGAGGAAGUCGUCGUUGUAGAGGAGGAGGAGGAAGAGGAGAACACGGGUCCCAUUCUGGAGGCCAAGAUCGUCUACAUACUGAUGAGCAAAGAUCAUCGAAUAUCAAGAAAUCGACGAGCAGAGUGGUUUUUCUCCAGGUUCAAUACAGUCUUUUCCCUCCCAAAGGAUCGCCUCAUCUCGCUGGCACUGGACGAAGGGGCAGAUUUCUAUGUCGUGUCUGCCAUUCCAAAGGACCCGAAUCCAGACUGGACGCCACAAACGAGACACGCUUUCAGGUACAAAAUAACUACCAAGACGGUGGUUACCUAUCUUUCUCGCCGAUACAGGAUUGUUUACUGCAUUGAUGUCAGUCCUUCAGUUGCAGCAGUGGACAUUCAAGCAGGGACUGUCAUAUUCGAUGGAGUUUUUCAGGCUUUAAGGGCAAGCCUGGAUGGGUUAAUGAGACCAUUUUAUAUUCCAGGGAGUACCAUUGUGUUUCAGCCAAAGAUAUUUAUCACCGUCAUUACGCAUUCUCCUUUCGUUACUAGCAUAAAUAAUGAGGUUAUUCUUCAAGGCAAACUCUUAGGUCCGUCCACGUACAAUAACAUUUUGCAAACUGUCUUUCAAGAGCUACAUGUUAUCGAAAACAAAAUGGCCACCAUGACGGAGACAUUGGUUAAAACUGUUAAUGCAAGAAGGGCCAGACAAAAGGCGAAAAUGGAGAAAGAGAAAACUCCUUCAGGGGAUAGUAAAUCUGGGAUUCAACCUUUCAAAUCGUCCGUUAGUUCUGAUUUUAGUCUAGUUGAUCUGUUGAAACAAGCCCUUAUCGCUUUAAGUUUGCUCCCCGAAAAUUCUUCUUCUGGUUUGGUAAUUUUGACUGAUGGAGUAGUUAGUGUUCCAGACGGAAGAUAUUUAGACAUUAUUUUGUCUCAACUUCGAUACAACACAGUGUCCUGUUCGUUUAUACAAUUGUCUAGUCCCUUUCAUCCACAUUUAUGUCAUGGCGUACUUCCCUAUGUGGACCUUAUGAAGUUUAUUGCAACAGCAACAUUUGGCUCGUUUAUGACAGAAGCUCCUGAAAUUACAUCAUCAUCUGAUGCUAUUACGGAAAUGAAUGUUUAUCAUUUGUCGUUCCUUGCGUGGAGUUUUCAGAAUUCGGAUAACAUUCAAGCUGAGACACAUCUACCAACUUCCAUCAAACCUGGAGAGUGGUCUAUAAGGAAUAAGUGCUUCUUUACAAUUCGGGACAUGCCAAUAGUCAAAAAACUUCAAUUUGAAAGUAAACUUGAAGUCGACUACAUGAAGGUUUUAUCUUGUCGUUUACGUGAGGGAUUUAUGAUCAAGGAUAUAAAUUUGAAUGAUGAAUGCAAAUAUGAAAUAACGUUAACUCUGCCAUGGAAGUUUUUGAUUCAUUUGGAGUAUGUUGUAAUAACGGAUCAGACGCUAGAUUCUCGAACCGAGUGCAUUUUCUCCUUGGAAGGACCCUACGACUUUCUUCAUGAUGUAACAUGUUUAGCUGCAAGGUCAUUUCCUUCAAUUUAUCGGCAACUAAUGGUCAACCGCUUCUGGGCAACGAGGAAGAACCUUUCAGAAUCGGAUAGACUCCUUGUUCAUUUGAAUUCAUUUUCUUCGAAUCAAGCCUACUACAACAUUCCAGACAGUUUGCGCAACGGAGUUCCAUUAUUCUAUUUCUCUCCAAACUCCACUGUCCCACAGUUACAGUCAAAUGAUUUUCCAUACCCACAAUUUUCUCAAUUUUGGAAACCAGUUUGCAUGCUGGACACAAAUGUUUGGCAAAAGUGGAUGCACACUCAUCGCAUUGGAGUAAUUCUGGAACAUGAUCACCCUCUACCAAAGCAUCUGCACCAUCCAAACCCAGCCGGAAGGUUUCAAGUAAUUUUAUGUAGACAAGCAGUUAUGGCGUUAAAUACUCUUCUCAAGAAUUCAAGCUCAUUUGUCUUGGUUGAAAAUCACUCUUACGUGACACUUAUGUACAACAAUGAAGACGACAAAUCUGCUCCAUUUUCUUUUUACAUUAUUAGAGUUACAUCAAAACCACCAUAUGUCGUUCUCAGACUGGCAUUUUUAGUUGGAACUCCAGGAAAUCUUAGACAUAAAACUGUAUCGUCUCUGAUAGAAAAAAUUGGGGUUCUAACAUUUCCUCAAAGACUGAAAGUACCACCACGAUGGAGGUUUCCAAGUGGAAAUUCGACAAAUUCAUCUGAUCAGGCUAAUAAAGCAUCGUGGUCCGACAUGCCCUGUUGCAUUUUGAUGAGCAAGCCAAUAGAGAAGAUAUUAAUUAGGUACGAGAAAGUUCCAGACAACUAUUGUGAAGUACUGAUGCCACAAAAUACAUACGACAUCCCAUCCGAUCCUAAAUCUCCGAAUGCUUCUCAACAAUCAACAUUUGGUUUCAAAAGGACAAAUCCUGGAGGAACAGCACCUGGAGGAACGCCGACUAUCAUGGUCCCUGAAAUGUUUAAUACCGUUGCCCGGUAUUUAAACCACAAACGAUGGAUUUGGUAUUUUCCAAAGUGUGUUCUACCAGAUUUUGAGGUUAAAGAUGCUUCUGAAAUUUUAACGGUGAUAACCAAGAUGCGAUUGCAAGAAGGCUUCCGAUUCGCAUAUUCUUCUUCUGGUACAGUAAGCAUGGUUUUUGAAGUUCAAAUGCAGAAUAGAACAAAUGUGCCAACACAUGAAUUGGACAGCACUUUAGAACACAAAUUUGUGGAUGAGACUUAUCUCACGCCAUGUGUUUUGCAGUUUGUAAUGUUUCCUCCGACCACAUCACUAACUCCACAUUUUGACGAUGAUAUCGAAACUCCAGAAGAAAACAAGGACAUUUUCUUGAUUACGGAGUCUUGGAUUGAGCCACAAUGUGGAGAAUUAACGGGGUGCAAGUUUGAUUUGUUAAAUGGACUGCAGUUUUCACAAAUAGCUGACAAAAUUUUUGAAAUCAACAAGGAAUGUGUUCUGACUCUCGGAGCAUUUGACUAUUUAAAAGGUUUUCCCAAGAGCAACUACAUCGAUAAGAAAGGAAAAGCUGGACGCCUGCGUGCUAUUGCGGGAGGAAAUUCCAUGGAGGAAAAUAACACAACUCUUAUUCCUUUCGAAUUUGAACUGGGACGAGUUCUCCCCAAAUGCUCUCAAACAGAGAUGCUAUUUUCCAUGUUUUUUCAAGACUUGGGCCAUGCAUUUUCGGUUGAGGGGAAAAAUGAAUUUGUUCCAUACCAUGAACGAGCUAAUGAAACUCUGUACAAUUCAUGGACUGAAAGUUUAGCAGAUGUCCAUGAUAAAGAAAUCAUGAUAGACUCUAGAUAUUUUGCAUCUCUGCUCACCAUGGUUCUCUCCAGAGAGGAUGUAACUAAAACAGGAAAGGACUCUAGAUUCAAUUCAGACGACUUGCCAGCAUGGAAAUGCUUCGUGAAAUCUGUGGAUCCGUCACAACAACUAAUUACUCUCGUUCCAAAAACUUUAAGAGAUACAAAACUAUUUUUUCUCAUUGUUGAGAAAUGUAAAUGUGUUAUAACGGCUGCAGAGGCAAAAACCAAAAUAGAAGGACCUUUUCUAACUAUUCCACAGUCUCAAGCUAGUACAGAACUUUACUCUGCAACUACAAAAAUUCGCCAAAGAAAAAUUUCAGAACCAAAUGCUUGCCAAAAAUCAACUGCCACAUGUCUAGUCACACACUUGUCACUGGACAACCCUCAUCCAUCCGUUGGACGCAAACGUAUCCGAGCUUUAUCUGGGGGAGAAUCUGCCCCUGUUCUCAAGAAGGCAUUUACUGUAGAUUCGAGUUUACAUGACUCACUUGCUCAAAGUUUCUUUGACGAAACUACUUCAAAAUAUGUCGUGCCAAAGAAUAAGUACACAAUAGUUGAAGACUUGAAUCUAAGUUUCAGCAGCCAUUCAGAAACGGCUGAAGCCAGUCAUUCAUUCUCCAAUUCAGAAUGCAUAGAUCAGUUCCACGUUGCUGACAACGAGUCCAAAUCUAUGAUCGGAUCUAUGACAAUGCCAUUAUUUAUGUACGACUGUUCACUCUCCACCCUACGAAGCCAUUUAAUUUACAGAGGCAGCCAGGAGGUACCAGAUCGUUGUUUGGAUUUUCGAAUUUUUAAUGUACCGGAUGAAGGCGGCAAAACAUCGGUUGAAGUUGAAGAAGCUCCGGAAAAGGUUGAAACGGCUGAAACUUCAGAUGCAUCAGAAUUGCCAGCAGAAUCCUCGUCUACGGAGUGCCCUGUCCCGGAUGCCAAAAAACCUCCAGAUGAAUCAGAGUUUACAUCAGUCAAGUUAGAAGAGUAUUGCAAGAACCUGCAACUUUCUUAUAGAAAGUCCUUUGUUAAAAGUGUCUUCCACAGCCUUCAGCUUGGAUACUAUAUAAGCACUGAGGAUUUGAAAGCAGUUAUAAACGUGUGUCACAAGAAUAUAAUUACUGCUGAUAUUUCUGAAUUUUUAAAGAAUAUUUGCUAUCACGAACAACUCAACGAUGCUUGUAAAACCUCUGCCACCAUACGUAGCUUUAUUCAAAAGAAAUUUAAGGAUAUUCUAACAAAAAUCUUCAACUACACCAAAGUGGAUUCAGAUUUCUUCUAUUACAAGUCAAAUCGUCUUCAUUAUAGUCAUGAAAAUAUGUUCUGUGAUUACGGGCAAUAUUUGCCAUUCAUGGAUUUUGAUGAUGAUAAAAAAAGGGAUUCAGAGUCAUUCCGAGAGACUGAUCAAUGGAAUUCAUCGUCUGACGUUUUCAACUUUUCUGACAUGACUUGUGGCAGACGGGAAUCGGAAAGUACUAACGUAGAACCUACGCCACCUUUAUUUAUGCUCUUAAGGUGUACAUCUACUACCGAAAAAUCUUCUAAAACCUUUGCCGUUUCGGAUCUUCCAGUUUGUAUAGACGAUUACGAUCUUUCUUUGCGAGUGGAAAUCGACGAUUUCACGGAUGAUUCAAAUGUUUGGAGUACAAAACUUGAGCUAGUUUUUAUGACGAUGCCAAAUGAUUCUAUGGAGGAACCUGCAGUAUCAAACUUUACCAAUUUUCACGAGUGUCAGAAUAUCUCCAUGGCUCAAGUUGAAGCUUUAGACACCAUGUUAAAAGAAAUUAAGUGGCUUCUUAAUGAUGAAAUCACCUCUUUACGGUCAAAUUCGCUUAGUCUUACGACAAAUAUGCUCGAAGAAAUAGCAUCACACGUGGAAGAGUCGUCUACAAAAUUGGGUUGUUUCCAUCAGUGCAUUCCAUUACAAUUUGUAGAAAAUUCUGCUCGGGGUUAUCAAAAAUUUGUUGGGCAAUUUGAUAACUUGUGGCUUCCUGGAUUUGCAUUUAAAAAGCUCGAAAAUUGGUUGUACCUCGUGGCCUCGACGAGUAGUAAGAAAAUCGUAGAGAUUGAAAGGGACAGUGAUUCAGACAUUAUAGAUACUGAGAGUAGCGACGAUUUAUUACACCAAAGUAUUGAUGAAAGCGAAGGGAGCACUACGUGUACAACGUCUAUAUCAGAAAUUGAAUUGAACGUGGAAAGUCGUUUGCCGUAUUGGAUACUGUUUAAAGUAGACCGAGAAAAUGUGUUUGCUUACUGUCAUUGUCGAUACGAUGAGGAUGAUUCGAUUCCAUUGAAUCAAUGCAUAGAAACGAGAGGCAUUAUCCUUGCUGAGAUUGCUCGUCUGAUUAGAAUUGUCAACCAGGAUUUACUCUUACAAAGUCUACAUGAUACACGAAUGUGCAGCAAUCUGCUAGAACCUGAUACAAACCGCUCAGGGAUGGACGAAAGUCUUUCAUCUAAAAAUUAUGACGAUGGACCACGAAGUGAACUUGAUAUGGAUUCGACCACCAAUACUAAUAAUGUAGCAGUUUUUGCGUGUGACGUUGUAUGGGAAACUACUUUUAAAUUACAUCCUCGCCUAAAAUCUGGUCCAGGAAAAUCUGCGUUUUCUCGGGGAAUGCAGAUUCUCCGAUCAACACUUAUGGCAUUUGAAGUAGGAAAUAGAGAGAACAUGUUUGUAUACCGUAACUCGUUAGGAAAUGUGUUUUACUUGAGACUCUACCGAGUAAUUGAAACUUACGACGAAAUGAUGGGAGUUGAUUGCCCAUCUGAAAAUCCAUCUCCAAGAUCUAGCAUAUCAUCCAGAUCUCGUAUGCAUCACCCAUCAGCCGAUAGCAACAAAGAUGAUCCCCCAAUCAUCUUGAGAGAGGCUCUAAACAGUCUCAUCGGGAGAACAACGCCGACAGAAGGCAUUGUUUUGCUAAAAGUGCAUGGAGUUACUGAAGCAGGGAAUGAAAUUAAGGAACAGCUAAUUCAGUCUUUACGUAACAAGUUGGACGACGCUGUGCUUGAUGUUUUAUCCGUAACCCUGGAUCGAAACCCUCACUGUAAACUGACCCCAGAAGAUGUUCAUUUUAUACAAAAACCUCUCUCGCCUCCUGACGCUUUAGUUCGGUUUACAACAGGACGAUUUGUGAAGCUAUUGCUUUCUCCAUUCGCAUUUUUUCUUCAUCAGAAUCUGUUGCAAUUUUUAAACAUUCCAAAAUAUACUAAAACAGAGUUCCAUUUCCAGGAUUAUCACAGAGUCUCUGAAAAUCGUUUCAGACCGGAAUUGGAAGAACAUAAUGUGUAUUUGUACAAUCAAAGUCCAGGGGGUACCGGCAGCCGAGGAGUUGCUUGUGUGUCAGUUGCAAUAGUGGACAGAAAUGGCGGUCUGUUACGUUGUGCGGAUUGGAAGCGUCCAUGGAACUUUCAAUUCUCUUUAGCAAUGAGUGAAUUACUAACCUUUAUCGAAACGGAUGAAAUAGUAAAUGAUACUCAAACGUCAGACAUCAUUUUGGAACUAUGCGUCUGGAAACAAGGACGUAUCAACCUGGAUAUUUUAAAGAACAACUUUUUAUCCGCAAUAAAACAUGGGGGAUGGGAUUUAGCAAUGGAGUAUCAGAUUCUAACUCCAUCGCUGUUUUCACCAGCAGCCAUGGAAGACCAAGAUACCAUAGAACGUAACAAAGACUUGAUAAUGGAACUAAAAAAUUCAGCGUGUGGAUCCCCCGUCAUUCCAUGUGUAUCUGAUCGUUUGCUGAGACGUAGAAAUAGUUCGGCCAUCACUUUGGGGAAAGCUGUUGAUCAAUAUGACGAGCCAAGAGAAAGAUCAUGGUCUUAUACUGUGAGGCGUCAAUCACCUUAUGCUCCUGCAAUUAGAUUAGACAUUCCAUCUUUAGAGUCUUUCUCGUCUAGAAAUUCUCUUCGCGGUAGCACUGCAUCAACGGAAACCAUACGAUCUGGGUUUGACUAUGUCAGCACAAGAAGAACUAUUAUUGAAGAUAUUGACAAAUUACAUCCGAAUUAUUCGUCGAAAUUCAAAAAAUGGUGUAAUAUUGGCGUUCCUCUGAACUUACCAUCCCUCAGGAUAGAAAAAAUUAAGUUCAAACCCCAACAUUACUUGGAUGAGACAAUUGAGGAAAUUAUUAAGAUCAUUCAUACAAUUUCUCCUGACAAUUCAACUGCGCAGUUUUGGCGACUGAACAAAGAUAUGCGCGAAUUUCUAACAGUUGGAAAAAAGAUCCGUCCGGAAUACGAAUCAUUGCUUCAUAAAGUGUGUCAGGAUGUAGAUAGUUUUAAAUCACAUGAGGGAAAGCUAGAAAACCUGGAAAAGAAAGACGAAGCGGAGUAUCCCGACGAAUUAUUGAAACUUUUUACCACCCGUGAAUGUUUUAAACCUUCUUCCAAGCCGAGUUCGUGCAUUUUAAUUGCUCGGAAUCUUAGUCAUUGGGAAUCAUGCGUUUAUGACAAAAAGACCUUGGGCAUGGCAUUCAAUUCAUCAGAUCUAAUUAAAAACUUGCACAAGUUUUAUCCAUUAAUGUCCGAACCGAUUAAUUUUUGUGAUGACAAAAGUUCACUAAAUGCGGACAAAACGAAAUUUCCUACAAAAAAUGGGCUAUUGUCAUUGCUUGGCGAAACGUGUGAGGAAAGUUGCCUUCAAUCUACUUUGGUUCCACGCCAAAGGUUUCUCCUUGCAUUCGUCUCCAAGCAAUCUGUCGAAUUCAUAUUUUAUAAUUGGGCCAAGGAAGCUUCGGACAAGAUUAUCGACCAAUCCAAAAUUUUAGCUACAUGGAGUAGGUGUCGUUGGGAUUUAAUGUCUAGCAUUUUACUGCAAAAGUCGGGAAUUUUUUACAAUCAGCCAUUUCUUAAGGAUCCACUUGUUGCUACGUCAAUGGCUCACGUCCCACCAACCACGGGAAUACAGGAUAUCGUCCGAAAUUGUUAUCCACCGAAAUAUGUACCCGUGGCAGAGCGAAUUGCAGGAAAGAAUUUUGCAGAGAGUCGGACUCAAAUAAGUGAAUUGUACAGGAAUCUUCAUCACACUCAUCUAUUAAACUUGCAUGACGAUGAGAUUCAGUCUACUCCAAUUAGCAUACACGGGGAGCAAUUGAUUAAUUUGGUUGAACAAGGAAGAAAUGAUGUUGAAAGUGCCUUGUUUCGAUAUUGGUUGAGUCGAGGACCAAGCGCUUCAAAUGUAAUUGGAAAAGACGCCAUCGAAGCUUUGAAACAAACUGCAAGAAUGAUUCAUUACUGCAUGACUCCGAUUUUCUUUUUGCCAAGAUGGAGAACAGCAAUUUCAUUGACAAGGGAUAGUAGUUCUGGAAUUUUCAAACGGGCACGACUUUCAGAGUCCAACCUGCCGGUUAUUAGUGAUGAAAAAGAAAGACCACGCCAUGCAUCAGAAUCAUCUUACAGGAGUAUCUUGUCCAAAGGAUCAAAGCCUCCUAUCUUACCGAUUUGGAGCCUUUGGAAACGAUUACAAUCAGAAAAAUGUAAAGAUGAGGAUCCGGAUAUUGUAACACUGUCUUCUCGAAGUCCUAAGCGUGUUUCAGAUUCAUGGCACUCUAACCAAUGUAAUGGGUACAUUCAAGAAUACAUGCAGUAUCUCCAAACUCUUGGAUUUAUACCCGCUCAAGGAAAUUCUAAUGCAAAGAAGCAAAGUGUCCUUACGUCCGACAAUUGGACACAGAGUUAUGUUGGUCGUUUAGAAAGAAUGAGGAGAAUGAGCGAUGGCAGUGUUUUAUCCGUAGACUCUGACAAAAAUUCGCAAAGUCAUUCACCCAACGGAAACCAUAGUAAAGUACAAGCAGAUACCGAGGAGAAAGUCUUUUAUCUUCAGAAAAGUUUGCCCGGAGGGAUAAUUUUACUCGAAGUAGGUUUCAUUGAACCAUUCAGUUAUUGUAAAAUCCAUGCAUUGGAAGUUCAUCGAAUUCAAGGCAAGAAGUUUGCACAACGAGCGGCUACCUCUCAUAACACUAUUGGGUUCGUGGAUGAGUGUGACAAGAUGAAGGUUCUUAUGCACCUUCACUCGUUCGCAUAUGACUUUCAUCUUCGCAGCAUUCAGAACCAUAUUUGUGGGAGACACGUUAUCAAACAAGGAUAUCAUGUUACAAAAUUUCUUGACGAUUUUAUAAGUUAUUAUUGUAAGGGUCCAAACUUUGCGAGAAAUACAGUACACAUAGGAAUUUUGUCUCUGCAAAAUAUCUCCAGCCCAUCCCACAUUAUGUUUGAUUACAUUUUAGCCCAUAAUAAAAAGUAUGAAAUGACAGUUCUAAAGAUGAACCAGGUGGGAAGUAUGCCAGGUUUUGGUUAUGAUGACGCCGCCUUGGUUUACACAUUGACCAAGAGGGUUGCUUACAGGGAAUCUGAAGAUGAAAGUCACUUGGGAGAAUUUGAAAUGUCAUUGGUAAUUUCUCACGAUGUACUAUCUGGGGGAAGAGUGUACAACACGGACCCUUCCGUUUUAAAAAUCAAAUAUUACAUUGUACUCACAAGUCGAAGAGAAUUAUAUCCAAACUUAUCUGGAGACUUAAAUUGUGGAAAAUUGUUUCCUGUCUGCGCGCCUCAACCGUUGUCAGACUUUUCGAUAAGAAAAGAUCGUAAAAGUUUUGAUAAUGGUCAACAAUUGAGUGAGCACGAAAUGGAAACAAGGUCGUGUGGCAAUCAGAGUGACAUGUCAGAAAGUUCAGGUCAUCAUAACGUGAUCAGAGAAGAAAAGGUACAUUACAUGGGAUAUUUUUCAUCUCAUGAGCAAAUGAUGCAAGAAAUCUUGAAAGAACAAACUGUUUGGGCCGAAAAUUUUAUCCGAAGCAUGGUGGAAGCGGCUGCUGUAGAUUGUCGUAGGGAUUUACUCUGGCAGCGUCUACAAUUGGGCGGAAAGCCUCCAGCUAAAAAUGCUUCCGAUAGGGAUGAGCUUACUUUGCGUGAAACUGUGGGUGUUCUUACAUUUUGGGAGUUUUCCGAGCUGUUGGAGCUUAUUCAUGUUCAACCAUUACGUGAUUUGGAUCCGCAGUUGAAAAUACUGUUAAAUCAACCCAUAAAUUUUUUCCAUACACUCAUCAAGCUUUUAUCAAACGUGACCAAGUACGAACAUCGUUACUUUGUGGCACCAGACGGAAAAAUUCAUCAACUAGUUAUAUUCAAUCCAAAUCUUAAGAAGUCGGCAGUGCUUAUUGAAAUCAACCUCAUAAAAUCUUCCAAUGAUAUUAGCAUAUUGUACAAAGACAACUUGGAUGGGAUCAUGGAUGAAUUUCCCCUCGAACUUAAUCAGGAAAUCCUCAACUUAAUUGAGACUGCAGUUGGUGCGUGUUGUUAUUGUAAUUGGAUAAAUUGUUUGUAGUUUUAAGUCAUUCCAUGUCUUCCCAAUGUUUAAGUAUAACGGGUACGUUCUUUGUUCAACGAUAUAGUACGUAUACACUGGUGCGCAUAUAUAUAUAUACGUAUAUAUUCAUAUAUAUUUUUAGUAAAUAUACUGUCCUGUGAUUGAGCUGUUAUUUUCAACCAACGAUAUGAAAUAUGAUGUAGAAUAAAAAUAGAAUAAAAUGAUUAUAAGUUUAUAAUAAAAAUGUGAACCAAG
Folsomia candida is the source of this 11258-nucleotide messenger RNA. Its product is annotated as KICSTOR complex protein SZT2. The transcript is spliced from 62 exons. The coding region runs from base 300 to 11021 and encodes 3573 amino acids. Gene Ontology annotation, cellular component: peroxisome. The record is from RefSeq and is a predicted model, not a curated record. Lineage: Eukaryota; Metazoa; Arthropoda; Collembola; Entomobryomorpha; Isotomidae.